AUGAAUGAUGAUAUUGUUUUUUAUGCCAUUAUGAGGCUUGGGGUUGUGAAAGGUGAAAGAGCCAGAAGUAUACUGAAGUCGAUAGAAAGUUUUAUUGGAAUUAUUGGUGGAACUGGCCUGGAUGAUCCAGAUAUUUUAGAAGGAAGGAUAGAAAAAUAUGUUGAUACUCCGUAUGGCAAGCCAUCAGAUGCUUUGAUAUUGGGAAAGAUAAAAAAUGUGGACUGUGUGCUGUUGGCAAGACAUGGAAGGCAUCAUACAGUUAUGCCAUCAAAUGUGAAUUACCGUGCCAAUAUCUGGGCACUUAAACAAGAGAAUUGUUCCCAUGUUUUAGUAACUACUGCCUGUGGCUCAUUACGAGAAGAAAUACAACCUGGAGAUCUUGUCAUGAUUGACCAAUUCAUUGACAGGACUACUAGGAGACAUUCUACGUUUUAUGAUGGGCAGUGUUCCUCUCUUUCAGGAGUAUGUCAUAUUCCUAUGGCAGAACCAUUCUGCACCAGAACCAGAGGGGUUCUUAUUGAAGUUGCCAAGAAGCUUGGGCUUCCAUUUCAUUCCAAGGGAACAAUGAUCACAAUUGAAGGCCCACGUUUCAGUUCUCGAGCAGAAAGCUUGAUGUUUCGCAGCUGGGGAGCUGAUGUCAUCAACAUGACCACAGUUCCUGAGGUGAUUCUUGCGAAAGAAGCUGGAUUGAGUUAUGCAAGUAUUGCUAUGGCAACAGAUUACGACUGCUGGAAAGAGCACGAAGAAGCAGUUUCAGUGGAUAAGGUUUUAAAGACGUUGAAAGAGAAUGCAAAUAAGGCCACGAGCAUACUCCUUACUGCUAUACCUCAGAUAGCUUCCAUGGAAUGGUCAGACACCCUGCACAUCCUGAAAACAACCGUGCAAUGUUCGGUCAUCCUGCCAAAGCACUAACAGCCUGGAUGAACGCGGAAGCUCGGGCACUCGGAAAGAAAAGCGG
Tinamus guttatus (white-throated tinamou) is the source of this 958-nucleotide messenger RNA. The record is from RefSeq and is a predicted model, not a curated record. Lineage: Eukaryota; Metazoa; Chordata; Aves; Tinamiformes; Tinamidae.